UUGCAGGUGCCAUCUUGAAGAGGUUAUGGAUAUGGACAUUUUAGAGGAGGAGGAAGAGGAGAUUAGUAGAAUUGUCUGCAUUUGUGCUUCUAUGAUAGAAAUGUAUCAUGAAAAGUAUAUUCAUAAGGUCCCUUGUAUGAAUUCUUUAUACACUGGUAACAUUUGGGUGAUGGAAUUACAAUCAGGGAAUGACACUCGUUGUCAUAACAUGUUCCGGAUGAACAAAGAUGUAUUCUUUAAAUUGUGUGAUGAUUUGAAGAAUACUUAUAAGGUGAAAGCGUCCCGGAGAAUUAGUGUGGCUGAGAAGGUGGCAAUGUUUUUGUACACUUUAGGAGGAGGUGAAGCAAACAAAAGUGUUCAAGAGCGAUUUCAACACUCUGGUGAGAUAGUUAGCAGAUACUUCAAUAAAAUGCUCAAUGUGAUAUGUGAUGUCAUGGCAAAAGAUUUCAUCAAGCCAUCAGAUCCCGAGUUCAAAAGCACUCCACCUGAAAUACUUGGUGAUUCUACAUAUAUGCCUCACUUUAAGGAUUGUAUUGGAGCUAUAGAUGGCGUGCAUUUUCAUGCAACUAUAUCACCAUCAGAUCAAGUACCAUACAUUGGCAGAAAAGGAAUACCGACUCAGAAUAUAAUGGCAGUAUGCAACUUUGACAUGCAAUUUACAUUUGCAUGUGCAGGUUGGGAAGGCACUGCCCACGAUGCAAGAAUAUUCCAAUCAGUAAUUCACAAUCCAGCUUUGAACUUUCCUAAGCCUCCAAGUGAAAAAUACUAUUUGGUGGAUGCAGGAUACCCACAAAUGAAAGGGUAUUUGGGACCAUACAAGUGUCAAAGGUAUCAUCUUCCUGAAUUUCGCAGAGGUGCUCAACCAACAAGUUAUAAAGAAGUAUUUAAUCAUGCACACUCUUCCCUCAGGGGCGUUAUUGAACGCACUUUUGGUGUGUGGAAAAAAAAAUGGAAUAUUUUACGGGACAUGCCAAGUUACUCAUUUGAUAAGCAAGUUAAAAUUGUUAUAGCAACAAUGACACUUCACAACUAUAUAAGAAUGUAUGCCUUACGUGAUUUAGUUUUUGACGAAAGUGAAACCUUUGAUGACAUUGAAGAGCAUGGGAGAGAGGAUGAUGCACGUGGUCACGGUCAUGUUUCUAGAGAGAUGGAGGCAUUGAGAAACAGGAUUGCUUCAAGUUUGAUGGGUGCACAGGUUUAG
This is a messenger RNA of Fragaria vesca subsp. vesca, 1201 nucleotides long. RefSeq lists its product as uncharacterized. Bases 26 to 1201 code for a protein of 391 amino acids. The transcript is spliced from 4 exons. The record is from RefSeq and is a predicted model, not a curated record. NCBI's taxonomy places the organism in Eukaryota, Viridiplantae, Streptophyta, Magnoliopsida, Rosales, Rosaceae.